This is a messenger RNA of Rhinolophus ferrumequinum (greater horseshoe bat), 435 nucleotides long. Its product is annotated as histone H2A type 1. Bases 13 to 405 code for a protein of 130 amino acids. The record is from RefSeq and is a predicted model, not a curated record. Gene Ontology annotation, molecular function: DNA binding; protein heterodimerization activity; structural constituent of chromatin. Gene Ontology annotation, cellular component: nucleosome. NCBI's taxonomy places the organism in Eukaryota, Metazoa, Chordata, Mammalia, Chiroptera, Rhinolophidae. The transcript has a single exon.
UCUAAGCUCGCAAUGUCUGGACGCGGGAAGCAAGGGGGUAAGGCUCGCGCCAAGGCCAAGACGCGCUCGUCGCGGGCCGGCCUGCAGUUCCCCGUGGGCCGCGUGCACCGGCUGCUCCGCAAGGGCAACUACGCCGAGCGGGUCGGGGCCGGCGCGCCCGUGUACCUGGCGGCCGUGCUGGAGUACCUGACGGCCGAGAUCCUGGAGCUGGCGGGCAACGCGGCGCGCGACAACAAGAAGACGCGCAUCAUCCCGCGCCACCUGCAGCUGGCCAUCCGCAACGACGAGGAGCUCAACAAGCUGCUGGGCAAGGUCACCAUCGCGCAGGGCGGCGUCCUGCCCAACAUUCAGGCCGUGCUGCUGCCCAAGAAAACCGAGAGCCACCACAAGGCCAAGGGCAAGUAGAAGCGCCCUUAUUUUGUGGCACCUCCAGUA